Messenger RNA from Bursaphelenchus xylophilus (pine wood nematode), 3045 nucleotides. NCBI's taxonomy places the organism in Eukaryota, Metazoa, Nematoda, Chromadorea, Rhabditida, Aphelenchoididae. The record is from the annotation of a GenBank genome assembly.
AUGACCACUCAAUGGCUUCCCUUGGAAUCUAAUCCCGAUGUUUUCAACGAUGUAAGUGGUGGAGUAAAAUAGUUUUCUAAUUUUUUGAAAGUUGUGGUAAUUUUUCUUUUUUCAGUUCAUCCAAAAGAUCGGGAUCAGUGGCGCCAAGUGUGUUGACGUCUACGGCUUCGAUGACGAAUUGUUGGCCUUCAUUCCGAAGCCGCAUCUUGCCCUAAUCUUGUGCUAUCCCGACUACAAAAAAGUUAGUAUAACAUGGUGAUGAUUUAUAUGGUUGAAGGCAAAAAUGACUUUUAUUUUGAGCAAAGUUACUAGUUUUUGUGUGGAUUGAGUAUUGUGUGAUGAUUUACGGUCAAAAAAAAAUAUAUAUUUUUUUGAUUUUUCUCUUUCCAGGUCGAUGAAAUCAUGAAGCCGGUGUACGAUAAGCUCGCGGCGGAAGGCACCACCGUCCCCGAGAACGUCUUCUUCAUGAAACAGAAGAUCUCGAAUGCCUGCGGAACCUUCGCUCUCUUCCAUUCGAUUGCCCAAAACACUGACAAAUUGAACAUUGGCCAGGGAUCCUUCGCCAAAUGGUUCGCGGAGGCGAAAAAAGUGGGCGUAGAUGAACGAUCGGACUUGUUGGCCAAAUCCGAAGACAUUAGCCAAUCCCAUGAAGCAUCAGCCGCUUCCGGAGAGACUGACGCCAACCCAGACACGGUGGAACAUCACUUUAUCGCCUACUGUAACAUCAAUGGCACGCUCUAUGAAAUAGGUCAGUGAUUUUUAAACUUAAAAAUUUUUGGUGGGAAUGGGGAUUAUUGGAUGGUCAUAGGUGAUUUGAAGGUGGAUUAUCCUGUUUAUUGUUUGAAUUGGUCCAUUAUUUUUUUGGCACAGUGAGUUUUUUUUAUUUUGGACGGUCUUGCACAGUGCGGGUUUGAGGUCCAGAAUUUUGCGGUUUUGUUUAUUCAGAUCGAGUUUUUGGGUCAAUCCAAUAUUUUAAUUAGUCGUUUGACGAUUCAGUAAGUACAGACCUCAUCCAGUGGCAAAGAACGUACCAUUUUGCAUCCGGAAAGUAUCAAAUAAUGUGGCAAAAUGCCUCCUUUUCCAAGUGAAAAACUUCCUUUACUGCACAAAAAAAUCGGGCGCGCUUUUGAAAUCUGAGUUGUUUCACGUGGAGAGGGAAGCAUUUUGCCACAUUUUCGAUGCUUCCGGGAUGCAGAAUGGUACGUUUUUUGCCACUGAAUCAGGCCCCCACUGUAGACUACAAGCUAGAAAUUCGAUCUGAUCCAAAUAAAACGCUAAAAUUUUUUCGCUUGAAACCGCACUGUGCAAGAUCACCAAAAUUAAAAAAAUUUUGUGCCCAAAGUAAAUAAUUGGGAAAUUCAAACGCUAAAUAGUAAAACCACCUUCAAAAUCACCUUCAAACCACAAAACAAUUCAAUAAACGGUGCAUUAGACAUCAAAAUUUGAUUUCAGACUCCCGCCAACCCUUCCCCCGCGCCUGCGGCCCCACCACCCAAGACAACCUCCUAAAGGACGCUGGUACCGCCGCUAAAGAACUCAUGGACAAACUGGGAAAUGUCUCAUUCAGCGCUCUGGCCCUGGUUGGCGACUCCUAAACCGCUUGACAUCACCAUCAACGCAUUCUGCAUUACUCUUCAUUGGCUUUAUCGCUGCUAAUUUAUGACAAUAAAUAUUGACUUGUUUUUGCAUCAGUGCGUUGAUGUCUAUGGUCUGGAUGAAGAAAUGAUCGAAUUCGUCCCGAAACCUCAUCUAGCAUUAAUUUUAUGCUAUCCGGAGCCGGAUGAAGUGGGUUUGGAACGCUUUCGAAGUGUAGAUUUUUCAAAAAAAAAAAAAAAAAAAAUUUAUUUUUUUUGCAAUUUUUCGUAUAAAAUGUCGCCUUUUUUAGCUUCAGCUUGUAAUGCAGUCCGUCUAUGAUGAUCUCGCCCAGAAAGGCGCCAGUGUACCCGAAGAUGUCUUCUUCAUGAAGCAGAAGAUCCACAAUGCCUGCGGCACUUUCGCUCUUCUCCACGCAAUCGCUCAAAAUACCGACAAAUUGAGAGUUGGCCAAGGAUCCUUCGCCAAAUGGUUUGAAGACGCCAAAAAAGUGGGCGUAGAAGAGAGAUCGGCCCUUUUGGCGGCUUCAGAAGAGAUCAGUCGAGCGCAUGAAGCCUCAGCAAAGUCCGGAGAAACCGACGCCAAUCCAGAAAAAGUGGAACACCACUUUGUUUCCUACAGCAACAUCAAUGGCACACUCUAUGAAUUUGGUGAGAAAUUUUUGUUUAUUAUUUAUUUUUGUGGGUGAAUUUGCACUGUGCGCGGAUUUGGGAGGAGUGAUUUUACUGUGCUUCGAGUUAUGGGUUUAAUUUUGCAUUCACUGUGCGAGAUUUUGCAUUGCUAAUUUUUCCUCAAUUUUUUGGCAUGCCUUUUUUGUCAAUUCCUCUUUGGUUAUGGAUUUUUUUCUCUCUUUUAUUUUUUAUCAAUGGCAUCAUCGGUUUUUAGCGCUGCACUGUGCAGUGGAUUUCUUGUCCAUUUUGCACUGUGCGGAAAAUUUUUCUUUUUAAUUUUGCACUGUGCAGUGAAUUUCUUUUCGAGUUUUUCUCUGUAAUAGUGUGAGCCAAGUUUCUAUCUCUCUCAAAUACGUAUUUUACAAUACUUUUCUGUGGUUUUGAAUUCAUUUUUAUCACUUUUUCUAUUUUCUGCACUGUGCAAUCAUCAUUCUUUGAAUUUCCGCACCGUGCACAAAAAUUUUUUCUUUUUUCGCACUGUGCGGUAUAAAUAGAGCGAUUUUAAUGCGCUUCGAGUUAUGGGUUUAAUUUUGAAUGCACUGUGCGAGAUUUUGCAUCGCAAAUUUUCACUAAUUUUUUAAAUUUUUCAAAAACUGCACACUUGAUUCACCCGAAAAAAGUGUGAAAGAUCGUUGUAGACUCGUCUCAAAGCUUCCCGCGAGCUUGUGGCCCAACUUCGCAAGACACAUUGCUUCGCGACGCUGGUAUUGUGGUGCAGGAGAUGGUGGAAAAAUUCGGUAAUUGCUCGUUCAGCGCGUUGGCGCUGAUCGCAGAUUCGUGA